This is a messenger RNA of Osmerus eperlanus (European smelt), 3783 nucleotides long. RefSeq names its product UV radiation resistance associated gene (gene uvrag). Gene Ontology annotation, molecular function: SNARE binding. Gene Ontology annotation, biological process: SNARE complex assembly. The record is from RefSeq and is a predicted model, not a curated record. Lineage: Eukaryota; Metazoa; Chordata; Actinopteri; Osmeriformes; Osmeridae. Gene Ontology annotation, cellular component: endosome; lytic vacuole.
AGGAGGAUUUCCUUUCCAUACUUUGUUUAUGUCGCAAGGUGUCUGACAGCAACUAGUUAACUGGAGUGUUUAGUGGUAUAUUUCGUCGGAACACCUUUCCCUAUUAAUGAGUGCAUAUACAUAUAUACGACCGUAGGUUUCUGGAUGUUGGUGAUGGGAUAUUUUGUUGAAUGAAGCGAACGCCCCGGGUGCCAAUAGGAUGAACUCCAUCACCGGUCGGGAUCUCGCUGUCCCCGCUGCUUCUGUCACAAACUCUGGAUCUUCAUCUUCACGAGCUUUGCACGUAGAACUCACCUCUCAGCAGAGGCGGUUACGUCAUCUCCGAAGCAUCGCUGCCCGAAACAUCGUGAAUAGGAUUGGUUCUCCUCUGCUGGACACGUACUUCACCCUCCAUCUCUCUCUGGAGGACCGGAUAUCCAGAGGCUUUUACAAGAGCGAAGUCAUCCAGGAUUCACUGAAUCCAACAUGGCGGAGUCUGGACUUCGGCAUGCUGCCGGACCUCCUGGACACGUCCGUCUGCUUCGUGGUGAGGAUCUGGGGCGGCCGAGAGCAGCAGUACCAGCUCCUCAUCGAGUGGAAGGUCAACCUGGACGGCCUCCGAUACGCAGGACAGCAGAUCCGCUCCAGGAACCCGAAUGAGAUUAUUUUUGGAUUGAACGAUGGUUACUAUGCAGCUGACUUUGAUCAGAAGGACAACUCUGAAAGGAAGAAGAAUAGUUUGCUUCAGGUGGACCAGAGUUCUGUCAGAAACUCCUACAGUGUCUUCUCUCUCCUCAGGCUCCACACGGCCCAGAGAGCCAUCAAGCAGACCCAGGUGACGGUGCAGAAGAUCGGGAAGGAGAUCGAGGAGAAGCUGCGGACGACUGCGGCCUGCACGGAACGGAAGAAGGAGAGGGAGUGCAUGCAGGUGCGUCUCGGGGUGCUGCACUGUGAGCUGGAGCGGCAGAGGAAGGCCCUGGGCAGAGAGACCGACCUGCGGCAGAAAGAGAGAGCGCUGCUGCAGAGGAAAGAGGAAGCGUUCUCCACCCUUCACCAGAGUCUGGAUGCGGAGAAGGAGUCGUUAGCAGAGCAGCAGAAAGAAUGCACUGCCAAAAGAGAGCUGUUCCUCAAGUCCAACGCUCAGCUCACCUUCCGCUGUCGUCAGCUGCUGUCAGAGCUCUCCUACAUCUACCCCAUCGACGUGGCCAAUCAGGCUGAUUAUGUCAUCUGCGGUGUUAAGCUGCCCAACUCUGAAGAUUUCCAAGCGAAGGAUGACGGGAGUGUGGCGGUUGCCCUGGGUUACACGGCGCACCUGGUCCUGAUGAUCUCGUGCUUCCUGCAGAUCCCCCUCAGGUACCCGGUCAUCCACAAGGGCUCGCGCUCCUCCAUCAAGGACACCAUCACCGACAAGCUGAGCGAGAAGGAGAGAGAGUUCCCUCUCUACCCCAGAGGAGAGCGCUUUCAGUUUGAAUAUGGCGUCUACUUGCUCAACAAGAACAUUGCUCAGCUGAGGUAUCAGCACGGCCUGUCCACACCAGACCUGCGCCAGACUCUGCCCAACCUCAAGAACUUUCUGGAACACGGCCUCCUCGUCAGAUGUGACCGGCACCAAGUGUCCAGCUCCAUCCCGGUUCCGCCCAAGGCCCAGCUCGGCGUGUCCGGGGCGUCCGUGUCCGAGGUGGGCUUCCCCAGCCACAGCAGCUCCCCGGACCGGGGCCUCAGGAAGAGGGCCAGCUCAGAGGCCGACCAGCUCAAGUACAAGGCCUCGCCGCCGACCAGCUACAGCACAGCCAUGGCCCAGGCGGAGGAGGAGGCGGCAGGGGGACGAGGCCUGGCGGUUCCAGGGCCCUCCCCCAAGCACAUGUCCACCUCCCUGGAUGCCUGCAUCAACCUGACCAACACCAUGGAGGGGGAGGGGGGUGGGGGAGGAGUUAGAGAUGGAGAGGUCGAGGUGUCGGUGGUGGAGGAGCAGCCUGCUACUGCCAGCACCUCCGGGUCGGGGUCGCCCACUCCUGUGGACGGCACCGGUGAGGAGGUGGAGGUCACCGACCGGCAGCACGACGGGGCCAUGAACGGUUUGGCGGUGCCUGGGGAGGGCCCGGCGGGGCCGUCCAUGACCGCAGGCCUAGCCCCCGAGAUGUGCUGCUCGGUGGAGCAGGCUGAGGAGAUCAUGGGCACGGAGGCCACAGGCCUGGGGCUGGGGUUGGGCCUGGGGCUGGGGCUGGGAGAUGGGGCACGGAUGGAGGACUACCCCUGCAUCCCCGUGGAGCACGCCGUGGCGGUGGAGUGUGACGAGCAGGUCCUGGGCGAGCUGGACGCCGCCGGCUUCGAGGAGUUCUCCAGACGCAUCUAUGCACUUAACGAGAACAUGUCCAGCUUCCGCCGGCCGCGCAAGAACUCGGAGAAGUGAGGCGGGGGACCGAGGGGAGGGGCCAACCCACGGGUCAGGGAGGACCGAGAGGAAAGGGGAGGAGUCCUGCGUGGGGAUUCGUCUCUCGAACGUCGACGGAAGACAAAUACGACAUAGGAGCUUCGAUGUGGAAUUACGACCAAUUUGCACUUCUCUGAAACAUUUCUCUAGUCAUCCAUUAAAUUGAAAUAAAGCGAAUGUUUUGUGUGGUUGAAGAGCAUCCCGGACCUUCUUUGCAUGGCGGUUUACUGUGACUGACUGACUGUGUGUCUGUGUGUGUGUGUGUGUGUGUGUGUGUGUGUGUGUGUGUGUGUGUGUACGUAUGUGUGUGUUUAGCUACCUACACACAUCUAGGGGCUCAAGCAUAGUGGUAGACCUGCACAGCGGAACGAGCUGUUCAAUCCUGCCAAUGACCUUGGACCUAAGUCUUGUGUAAAUCGACACCCUCAGAGUGAGGCGGGACCUAAGAUCAGAUAUAGCCCAAUCAGAUGCUUUGUUACUACUCCACCCAGGAGCAUCGGGCCCUCACAGUGGAAAGGCAUGGUCUGUCUGUCUUCCUAGGGGUGAGACUGUAACCGUAGAGCAUCUCUGCAGGCUGAUGAGAUAAUAGGAGAAUAAAGUUGGUAGCUUAAUGGCACAUGCCAGGGAUACUGUGCAAUUGUUUUUCCGUCCUUUUACAUGUCUGCAUUCUCUUUUAUGACCUUUGAAUACACUGUCACUGUUAAGUCCCAUAGAUCACAAAUGUGGUCCACAAAAGAGUACAGAACGACCUGUACGAUACGCUUUAAAUAUCACACUGGGACCUGAACUGUACAGUGAUACUUUUAUUUGAAUCCUCUGUCCAUGAUUUGUCUGUCUUCAGAUUUUUCUGCCAAAUGGCUGUUUUCUUGCACUGCUGUGCAUUGGCAAUUAUGUGUGUUAUUUAUAAUGUCUCUCACUGAGUUAUGUGAAUUUGUUUUGAAGGUGACCCCCCCCCCCCCCUCUCCUGCUCUCUUUCCCCAUUGUGGGACAUCACUCAUUGACGUUGCCCAAUGUUCAAAUCUGUCACCUGGGUAUUUGUCUUUCUUGCAAAAGCCACAGAUUAUCUCACCAUUGAAAGCUGGUUUAGUCUACUGCUUUGCAUUGCCUGCCGUACAAAGAUGGACCACCCCCCCCCCCCAAAAAAAAAACAACAAAAAAACAUGGGAUAGUUUUUUUAUUUCUUUUUAUUAUGAUCAAGUACUGUGGUUAAAGACUGUUGAAAUGUAUCGUAUUUAAGCUGCAAGAUGGAACAUUGGUUGAUCAUUUCCAUAACCUGCUACAGUAUGUGACCUUGUACAUAUAUACUUUUGUAUGGAGGCUGUUUUAUUAUUAAAGACUUGCAGUCCAGUGGUAUGGCUGUAAAGCCCCCUUUG